Messenger RNA from Alligator mississippiensis (American alligator), 1131 nucleotides. RefSeq names its product major histocompatibility complex class I-related gene protein-like. The record is from RefSeq and is a predicted model, not a curated record. Gene Ontology annotation, biological process: immune response. The coding region runs from base 1 to 1131 and encodes 376 amino acids. The transcript has 4 exons. NCBI's taxonomy places the organism in Eukaryota, Metazoa, Chordata, Crocodylia, Alligatoridae. Gene Ontology annotation, cellular component: external side of plasma membrane.
AUGGCAGGUGGCGCCUGGUCCACGCCCUGCUCCAGGCGGCUGGUCCCCGCACGAGCCCCGUCCACGUCCCCGUCUGGCCGUGCCGUCGAGCAGCCCCAGAAGGCGUUGCGUGUCUGCCGGGCCCAUUGCCCCGAGCAGCAGGAAGGCUGGAGCCGGGCGCAGGGGAAGCAGGGCGACCCGGGCGCUGUCGGCGUCCUGCUGCUGCCAGGACUGGAAAUGGGGGGGCACAGCAAGCACCCGAGGACACUGGCGUCUGCCCCCACUAGUGCUGACCCCAGUCGCUCUCCCACAGGCUCCCACUUCUACCAUCAUUUCUACACGGGGGUGUCGAAUCCCAGCACGGACGUGUCCCGUUUCACUGCCGUGGGCUACGUGGACGACCAGCAAAUUCUCCACUACGACAGCGAGACGCGGAGACAGGAGCCGUGCAGGGACUGGGUGCAGGGGGCCGUCGAUCCAGACUUCUGGGACGGGGAAACUGUGACCUUGCGGGGCUGGCAGAGGGGAUUUGCCGCGAACUUGGUCACCCUGCAGCACCACUACAACCAGAGCAGGGGGUCUCGCCCUCUCCAGCUCACGUACGGCUGUGAGCUCCACGAAGGCCACAGCACUGGAGGCCACAUGCAGUUUGGCUACGACGGGGGAGACUUCAUCAGCUAUGACCCAUGCACGCACACCUGGGUAGCAGGGACAACGCAGGCCCAGUGCACCCAAUACAAGUGGAAUGAGGCUAAGGCCAUGCUGCAGAGUGCAAGAGCCUACCUGGAGGAGACCUGUAUCGUGUGGCUGCGGCAGUACCUGCAGCACGGGGAGGCAGCGCUGCAGAGCAAGCGCCCCGUGGCACAGAUGAGCGACCGUCCGUCAUCACGGGAUGGACGCACCACCCUGUCCUGCCGGGUCCACAGCUUCUACCCCAAGGACGUGGCUGUCAUCUGGCUGCAGAACGGGGAGGCACAGCCCCAGGAGACGAGCCGCUCGGGGGUCCUUCCCAGUGGAGACGGGACCUACCAGACCUGGGCCACCAUCGAGAUCGACUCGAGCAGCAACCACAGCUACACCUGCAGCGUGGAGCACGUGAGCCUGGGUGCAGCCCUGAGAGUGGCCUGGGACAAGGGCAGGACGGGCGAGUGA